Messenger RNA from Geodia barretti, 531 nucleotides. Lineage: Eukaryota; Metazoa; Porifera; Demospongiae; Tetractinellida; Geodiidae. The record is from the annotation of a GenBank genome assembly.
UUGUCAUUCUUUUCCGGCGACAAGCUGCUUGGAGGGCCGCAGGCGGGCAUAAUCGCAGGCGACAAGGCGCUCGUCGAUACUGUUUCGCGGCAUCCUCUGGCGAGGGCGAUGCGCAUCGACAAACUGAGCAUGGCUGCGCUGGCGGCGACGCUGGAGCAUUAUAUUCGGGACGAGGCGUUGGACAAAGUACCGAUAUGGCGGAUGAUUGCGAUGCCUGCUGACGAAGUGAGGGCGCGUGUCAAGGUAUGGGCUGAGAAGAUUGGAGAACAGGCGUCGCCGAUGAAGGCGCAAUCGACUAUUGGCGGCGGCAGCCUGCCCGGGGAGACACUGCCUACCUGGGCAUUGGCGAUUGAGUGCGACGGCGUAGAUGGUGGUGCGGAGGUAGUAGCGAGGCGGCUGCGAGAGGCAGAUAACCCGGUUCUAGGGCGUAUUGAGGAUGGGCGAGUGCUGCUGGAUGCUCGUACUGUACUGCCGGACGAGGAUGACGCGCUAUUGAAGGCUGUGCAAUCAGCGUUGCAUGGUCAGGAAUAA